AUGCAGGAUCAGGAUGAAUUUUACAGGACCCUCUGCUCGUCGGAGACGCUGCGCUCCGGCAGGAAGGGAUUCUUCCACGAUUUUAGCGGCCACGUGAUGCAAACCGCGGGCGAUACCUGGACGUCGGGGACGUUCGGCCGGAUCGAUGACGACGAGGGACGGGUGAGGGCGGUCUUCGCCGACGCGAAAGUAAAAGACGUCGUCGCCGACACGCUCGCAAAGGUGAAGCCCCUUUACAGAGACAAGGACGCGGAGAUAUCCAGGCGCAGGCGACUCGAAGGAUACCAGCUCGCCGCCGUCGGCGAACAUGACAGGGCCCUUUUGCUGCUCAGUCAGGCUGUCCUGCGCGCCCCUCAACCAGGUCACUACAAAUGCAGUAGAAACAAGACGGUCGAUCAGGGUCUUUCGUUGCCCCUGGCGCUGCUGGGACGAGCCGAGAUCUUUGUGGCCCUCAAAGAGUACCAUUUCGCGCUGGAGGAUCUGCGACUGGCCGCCGAAUACGAUUUGCCGGAUAAACCGAUGCGGGAGCUUCAGCGAAGGAAGGAGGAAUGUGAGCGUUUUUUGAAAGGCAACGAGAAUUCUCUGGUACUCGUCGAUCCUCGCAUCAACAAGGUGGCUCAAUUGAUCUCGGACAAGGAGAGACGUACUGGUGACGACGACGACGACGGCGGCGGCGGCGGCACGCCGUUAAAUGGCGCCGUUAAUUCCGAGCUCCGUUGGUCGUCCGGCGCCCUGGAAAUCCGUGAGACCACGACGGCGGGUAAACACGCCGUCGCAACCGCGGAAAUACAUCCGGGCGAUAUUCUGUUAGUCGAGCCGCCGCUAGCGGGCUGUCUCCUGCCCGAGUUCUACGGCACCCAUUGUCAGCAUUGUUACGCGAGACUAGGAGCACCGGUCGGAUGCCCGAGCUGCAGCUGCGUCGCCUUUUGCGGAAAGAAAUGCAGGGAUACCGCGAUGGCGACGUAUCACAAGUACGAGUGCAAAGUCCUGGCGUUGCUGAUAGGCUCGGGCAUGAGCGUGCUUAGCAUGGUCGCUCUUCGGAUGGUGACGCAGGAGGGCCCGCGGAAGUGUUUGAAGAUCUACGAGGAGUUAAAGAAGAGCGACGUGGAAAGGAUCGCGACGUCUUCGGCUGCGUCUGCUACGACGACGACGACGACGACGACGACGACGACGGCGACGCCGGAUACGCACGGCAUGAAAUCGCCGGCGUGCAGCAAGUCGGCCAAGAGAAGAAUCAGACGGAGGAAACUCAAGGAAUCCAGACGGGGCGAGGAAAUUAUCGAGACGACGGCGGAGAAGGGCACAAAGGAGCGUCGCGGGGGGGUCGACGACGAGCGCGUCGACGUGGCACCGUACAACUUGGUGACGCACGCGGACAGACGGACGAGCAAAGACUUCCUGGAGAGAUCGCUGAUGGCGGCCUUCCUGCUCAAGUGCCUGCAGAGGGUCGGCUUUUUCGCGCGUCCCACGCCGGACGACGAAGUCCCGGGAGUCGAGGAGAUCACCGUGGCCGCCCUGCUGCUGAGGAACCUGCAGCUGCUCCAAUUCAACGCCCACGAGUUCUUCGAGACGCGAAUGAGCGCGGAGCAUCGAUUUCGUGGCAGCCGACCGGUCUACCUCGGCGUGGCGAUUUAUCCCACGGUCGCCCGUUUCAAUCACGACUGCUAUCCCGCGGUGACGAGAUACUUCGUCGGCCGACAUAUCGUAAUAAGGGCGGUACGCGGUCUGCGGCCCGGCGACGUUAUUGCCGAAAACUACGGACCGAUAUUCACGAAGAGGACCCUCGCCGAGCGUCAAAGGACACUGGCGGGCAGGUAUUGGUUCCGAUGUACGUGCAAAGCCUGCGAGGAGGAUUGGCCGCGCUUUGAGAAUCUGACGAACGAUUCCGUCAGGUUGAGGUGUCCUACGACGGGAUGCGGCGGACUGCACUCGCGAGCCCGGCAGGGUAAGCCGAUAAAAUGCUCGGGCUGUCAAAAGAAAAUCUGCUUGGAGGAUCGGCUUGCGCGCCUGCGGGAGUGCGAGGCUCUCUACGACCGUGGAUUGGCCGACAUGGAGGACGAGAGGGUCGACGAGGCGAUCGGGACGCUCUGCGACGCCCUGAAGAGAUUUCACCAAGUCGCCGGUCCACCGCAUCGGGGCACACACCUGGCCGAAAUUGCUUUAAGCUCCUGUCUGGCUGACUGCGGAAAUACUUGGCGACCGGCGGCGGCGGCGCUUUGAAGAGCGCCGCGCAGAGCGGAGGAGGAAGCCGACUUGAACGGAUCCUGUAACCACGCGGGUCGACCGCGGCGGCGGCGAUUCCCGAAGAUGUCCUUCCGAAUAAAAGAGGAACGCGUUUGAUCAUACGGACGUUGGACGUUGGUCGGGCCAAUUUGGCCGGCGCACUCUGCGAUACGCUGAGACACGUAUACCCGCCCAAUAUUCUGUAUCAUGUUUCAGACGAAAAUGUAUUAUUGUUUAUCAUGUUUUCAAAUAUAUAAU
Wasmannia auropunctata (little fire ant) is the source of this 2481-nucleotide messenger RNA. Its product is annotated as SET and MYND domain-containing protein 4-like. The record is from RefSeq and is a predicted model, not a curated record. Bases 1 to 2220 code for a protein of 739 amino acids. Gene Ontology annotation, molecular function: protein binding. The transcript has 9 exons. NCBI's taxonomy places the organism in Eukaryota, Metazoa, Arthropoda, Insecta, Hymenoptera, Formicidae.